GUUUCUUCAUCAAACAAAGCUUAAAACCAAACCAAAAAAGCAGGAGAAGCAUCGUUUCACAACUCUACUGUUACGGCGUGAAAAUGACGAGACUACCCCUCUUCGUCGUCCUCCUCCUUUUCACCGCAAGUUUCAUCACUCCCACCACGGCGGAGAUCAAGUCUCUCACAAUUUCCGACGAUUCUAGACCGAUGAUUCUCUUCGAAAAGUUCGGAUUCACUCAGUCCGGUCAUGUUAGCGUCUCUGUUUCCUCUGUAUCAGUAGUAUCUUCUUCGUCUGUUCCGAUCCCGGAUCCGUCGAGGCUAGGGUUCUUCCUAAUGUCAGAGGAAUCGCUUCUCCAGGUAGUCUUAGAGAUCGAGCAAAACCCUAACUUCUGUGUGCUCGAUUCCAAUUACGUCCUCCAUCUCUUCACAUUUAAAGAUCUCUCUUCUCCUCCUGGUUCCAAAUACGAGCACUUGUACCCGGUAAUUUCUCCGAACGAAUACUCUCUCUUCUUCGUGAAUUGCGUACCGGAAACCAAAAUUUCGAUGAAGGUUCGAACGGAGAUGUACAAUUUAGAUCCGAACGGCUCUAAGGAUUACCUCCCUGCCGGGUCAACCCGAUUACCCGGAUUGUAUUUCUUCUUCUCCCUCGGCUACUUAGCUUUCCUUGGUCUCUGGGGCUAUGCUUGUUGGGUCAAUAAACGGGUUGUUCAUAGGAUCCACGUUCUCAUGGCGGCUCUGCUUCUGAUGAAGGCUUUGAAUCUGAUCUGCGCCGCUGAGGAUAAGCACUACGUGAAAGUCACCGGUACUCCUCACGGCUGGGAUGUCUUAUUCUACAUUUUCCAGUUUAUUCGUGUUGUUCUUCUCUUCACUGUGAUUGUGUUGAUUGGAACUGGUUGGUCCUUCUUGAAGCCGUUCUUACAAGAGAAAGAGAAGAAUGUGUUGAUGGUUGUUGUCCCACUUCAGGUUCUCGCCAACAUUGCUUCCGUUGUGAUUGGAGAGACUGGACCUUUUAUUAAAGACUGGGUUACUUGGAAUCAGAUAUUCUUGCUUGUAGAUAUAGUUUGUUGUUGUGCAAUCUUAUUCCCUAUUGUUUGGUCGAUUCGUUCGCUAAGAGAGACUUCGAAAACCGAUGGGAAAGCGGCUAGGAACUUGGCGAAAUUGACUCUGUUUAGACAAUUCUACAUUGUUGUCAUCGGGUAUUUGUACUUUACGAGGAUUGUUGUGUUUGCGCUGAAGACAAUCGCAGCUUAUAAGUAUCGGUGGGUGAGCAAUGCAGCUGAGGAGAUUGCAAGUCUGGCGUUUUACAUGUUGAUGUUCUAUAUGUUCAGGCCGGUCGAGAAGAAUGAGUAUUUCGUUAUAGAUGAUGAAGAAGAAGAAGCCGCAGAGCUGGCCUUGAAGGAGGAUGAUUUUGAACUCUGAAACAGAUCAAGGACUUUCACUGACUGUAUAAGCUGUGAUGACAUUUGCUUUUUGUUUUCCUUUUCUUUUUCUUUACUUCAUAAGUAGUUUACUUGCAAAAGGGAUUAACUGUGUAUUUUUCUCUUAUAUCGUAAAAGCUUGUUUGUCCUAAGACCUUAUUUGCUAGUAAGAAGAAGAUCAGUGCCUCUGCUGUUUAAUAAUACAUGUAUAAUCGCUUA
Molecule: messenger RNA, 1621 nt
Organism: Arabidopsis arenosa
Lineage: Eukaryota; Viridiplantae; Streptophyta; Magnoliopsida; Brassicales; Brassicaceae
Source: the annotation of a GenBank genome assembly